UUCAGAAUCAACAAACAUCUCCACAACAUUCAUAACAUUAAAAUCGACGACUAGUUUUCUAUUAUUUUUCUCUUUUCCACUAGUAACUAUCUUCAAACACUCUGUUCGAUUCUGCAUAAAUGGCUUCUUUUUCAUCCCUUGUGGCUAUCAUCCUCUCAUUCAUCUUCUUAUGCUCUCUCGCCGCUGCAAAUGAAGUCACCGUCGGUGGAAAAUCCGGCGACUGGAGAAUCCCUCCUUCCUCUUCUUACUCAUUCACGGAAUGGGCUCAAAAAGCUCGCUUCAAAGUCGGCGACUUUAUCGUUUUCCGGUAUGAAGCUGGUAAAGACUCUGUUUUGCAAGUAACGCAAGAAGCAUACAAGAGCUGCAACACCACGAACCCUUUAGCUAACUACACCGACGGAGAGACCAAGGUGAAAUUGGACAGGUCCGGUCCAUUUUACUUCAUUAGUGGAGUCGAUGGUCACUGUGAGAAAGGUCAGAAGCUGAGCCUCGUCGUGGUUAGUCCGCGUCACAAAGCUUUUUCUCCGGCUCCUUCUCCUGUUGAGUUCGAAGAUGGUCCAUCCGUGGCUCCAGCUCCUACUAGUGGCUCAGCUAGGCUUGGUGGUGGGUUUGCUGCCGUGUUAGGUCUUGUUCUUGGUCUAUGGGUUUGGUUCUAAUUUGGGACCAUGUGGGUUAGGUUUGUGCUUUAUGGAUGAGCUUUUUGUUUCAGAAAAGCUCUUUUAGUUUCUCUUUUUAUGAUUACAUCUUGUUAGCUUUAGAGAUCUUUGUUGGUCUUGGUUCCUCACUACUAUAUUUUAUAAUUAAAUUAAAUUUAUUGUUUAUCAAGA
Brassica oleracea var. oleracea is the source of this 827-nucleotide messenger RNA. Its product is annotated as early nodulin-like protein 1. The coding region runs from base 120 to 656 and encodes 178 amino acids. The record is from RefSeq and is a predicted model, not a curated record. NCBI's taxonomy places the organism in Eukaryota, Viridiplantae, Streptophyta, Magnoliopsida, Brassicales, Brassicaceae. The transcript is spliced from 2 exons. Gene Ontology annotation, molecular function: electron transfer activity. Gene Ontology annotation, cellular component: plasma membrane.